AAGACUCGUGCGCACGACGUCAUUUUGCUCGCGAAUUAAUUAAUUAUUGCAAAUAAAAACAAGUUUCCCAGAACUUAUGGUAAAGUGAUUGUGUACGGUGUAAUCUGAAGGAGUGCAGUGAAAGUUGGUGCUAAAAACUUUGAAUUUGGAACGCUGGAACUCUGGGGUUUUCAAUUUGGCCGUGUUGUGUGCUACGUAAUAAUAAAACUCCAUUUGAGAUGCAGGAAGGGCUAGAAGCUCUCUAAGCUAUUCCCAACUAUGGGCAGUUCCAAAUUCCUCAUUCUACAAAACACUACGAUGGCCGAAGGCAAGAAAUCCAUAAAGAACAAACUCAUCAAACCAUUCGUCGCAUUAUUCCGAAAGAACAAGAAAGACAAGACAAAUGAAAUUGCAACAAACAAGCUUGCAACUACAAAUGAAAAUGCAACAAACGAAAAACGUGAAGAAGCGCCUUUCAAUAAUCUUCUGAAAAAGCUUGAGAAACUCGAAAUUGAUAAAAAAGCGAGAGAAGCUGCAACAAAGUUCGACAAGGAUUCAAUUUGUGAUUCAGACAGUGAAAUUGAUAAGGAACUGCAAGAAAAAUUCAACAAGAAACCAAGAAACGAUGGUACAUCAGUUUACAAUAAACAAGACAACAAGAAUGAUAAAGAAUUGGACAAAUUCGACGAAAAAGCAAUAAAUAACGUAAACCAUAAUAACCAAGAUAACGAUUCAGUUAUAGAUAAUGACGAUGCAGAACUUUUGGAGAAAUUCAAUGAAUUGGAAAUCGAGAAGAAGGAAGUUUCACAAGUUGAAGAAGAUGAGGAAGAAUUAAAGAAGUUCUCCACUAAAAUUGUAAUUGAUGAUGCUAGAGCUUCGAGGAUAGAUUCUCAAUCUUCUGAGGACAGCGGUUUUGCAGACAAAUGCUCUCUUAUUGAAUCUGAUGAAGAGAACUUGGAUAAAGAUGUUGAUAGGAUAGAAGAGAAGGGGGGAGAAGAAGAAGAGAAGAAAGAAGGUGCGAAACAGAAGAAAUUGCACAAGGCUUACUUGAGGAGGGGUCCCAUUAAAAGUAAUAAAAGGAUACAAGCGCCUGCAUCGGCGCCAUACCCUUGUGAGAUAAAUCUGAACCCCCAAAUCUACUCUGGCGGUCAAGUAAUCAUCAACUCAAACCAAUUCCAACCACCUCAACAAGCAUCAACCCCAUCAAUCUUCAUCGAGGCAUCAACUAAUCAAUAUCCACCAACCACUGAACUGCCCAACGAAAUCGACAUAUCCUCUUAUCUAUCCCAAGAAGAAAUCAACACAUGCUGUAGCAUCCUCCAAAUCGAGUUACCCCAAACCCAAAUCCCCAAUAUCGACAACUCACCCCCAACUCAAUACAAUUUCAACUUAAAUACAACCCAACCAUUAAUCCCAGAACUGGAUUUACCCACAUUUGACGAUAUAAGCGAAAAUGUCUUGAAAGAUUUAGAUCCAUAUGUCCUAACACCCCCAAGUUCAGUACACAGCCAUUUCAUGUACUCCCCUCAAAAUCGGAACAUAGAAUCACCGUUAAAAUCCAUUGAUACAUCCCCUGAAAGUGAUGCUUUAUCCUGGAAUGAAGAUCUUGAGCAGUUCAGGGAUAUCACCCCAAACGAUCAAUUAUUUUCACCCCCUCUGGAUGCAGAAAUAAGGGAAACCACCCCAGUAGAAUCUCCAAGGCUUUACAAAAACUUGAAGCAUUACAAGGAUCGUCAGAAAGAAAUGGAGAAAGAGUUCUCCAGGAUGGAGUGUUGCCAGAUUAUUCAGAAACCGUGCAAGGAGAUUUUCAACGAGCACUUGCAGAAAUUGCAAGAAGGAGAGAGGAGGAAAUUGUGUUACAGUGUUGCCAAUUUGGAGCUGAGAUCUGCUUUUGGCGUCCUAAUCCACACACUACUAGACCUGUCCAGGAGUGAUCAGCCCGAGGACCUGAAGAUGGCGCUGUUCUGUCUAGCUUGCGAAAAGGUUCUGUCAACUCAAAAGACGCUCUUCCUAGAGGAUUUCGGUUUGAACUUACUACAGUUCGCGGUACUGCGUUGCUACAAGCGGCCGGUGAUCACUCGCUAUCUGGUGCAAUGCAUUCGCGUAGUCACCAGGAGUGUCGAAUACAAAUGCUCGAACAAGAUCGUUUUCACUGAGGUGGACGCUAACGGCGACAACUUGCUGAUCGCAUGCGUGCGAGAAGGCGACAAGUGCGCGAACGUGCUGCGCGAGCUUGUUCGCGUCGACGACAACGACGUGCCGCUGUUCGACGUGCACCACGUCAACACUGACGGUUACACGGCGCUGCACGUGUGCUGCAGCGAGCACAGCGCGCGUGCGCCGCGCGCGCACACGCUGCACGUGCUGCUGCGGCACGCCGGCGCCGAGCGCGAACGACAGGAUCGCAAAGGGGGUGAGACCCCCCUCCACCUGGCAGUAAACUCCGCCAACUGCUCUCUGGACAUGAUCCUGAUCUACUUCCACCACAUCGAGCGCGGCCAGUGGUACAGCCUCGCGCAUAUGAAGAACAGCAGUGGAAAAAAUCCUUUGGAAUACGCGAAAUUUGGAAAAAAAUCGAGACCGAACUACCCACGAGAAAUACUGGAUUUCCUCGAGAGAUGCAGAAAAUGAAGAAAGUAAUAAUUAUUUUUAAUAAAUUGUUAAAUGUAAAAC
Maniola jurtina (meadow brown) is the source of this 2652-nucleotide messenger RNA. RefSeq lists its product as uncharacterized. NCBI's taxonomy places the organism in Eukaryota, Metazoa, Arthropoda, Insecta, Lepidoptera, Nymphalidae. The transcript has 10 exons. The coding region runs from base 259 to 2610 and encodes 783 amino acids. The record is from RefSeq and is a predicted model, not a curated record.